Molecule: messenger RNA, 680 nt
Organism: Cladocopium goreaui
Lineage: Eukaryota; Dinophyceae; Suessiales; Symbiodiniaceae
Source: the annotation of a GenBank genome assembly
CGACAUUUCUCCGCAUGCCGCGCUUCUCUGAAUGGGCCGCUGAGCAGCGAAGUGCUGGCUCCGCCCAGCCACAGAACGUUGGAGCUGUGGCCACGGGCCCUCAACGUUUCCUGGUGGACAACAGUCUCCUGCGAUCGGACAGCUCUGGGCUGCGCUACCGCUUUUCCCCGGAUGGCGACAAGAAUCGGGCACUGAAGCCAGUGGCCUGGGGCCGCUGCGUUUGGGGCGUUCUCAACGACACGCAGACGUGGCUCAAGGUGAAAGCUGGACGAUACUUACCCGUGACGGUCCAAGGCUGCAGCGUGUUGAAGCUUCAACUGGACGACCCGGAACCCUUUGAGGAGGAAGUUGAAGAAAUACUGUGGAUAACACCGCUGAAGUCCUUAAUUGGCCCUGGCAGCUGCUAUGAGAUCGCUGCGGAGAAAGCGGCUUUGCGACGGGGCCCUUCCUUCAAUGCAGCGACCAUCAUUUGGCUGUCGCAAGGUGAAGCGGUCCAGCUCUUUGGCUGGGAUGAAUCCUGGCGGUGGCGGCAGUGCCUCGAGCCAAGGACCCAAAGCUGCAAUCAAGCCAGCGGCACAGCCAUGCGAAGGACUUCCAAUGCAAGAAUGCUGAGAGUCAUGGCACAGCGGCAUCCACCCGAUGGAAAGGUUUGUAAAUAAACAUAUAUCAUAAUAGUCAUG